AUGUCCGGGGUCAACCAGUUUCACACCCGCGGCGCAAGUCUGGCUUUCGACGAUGCUCAGUUCAUUAUCGCGGCGUUCGAUUCCACCCUUCUAUAUCUCGCAUCCAUUGGCGCUGUAGAGAUUAUUCAACAGUCAGAACAGAAUGAGGAUGCCACAAUAUCUUUAUCGCGAGGUCGAUUCCCCAAACGGUGUCAACAGAAGUGGACAGAUGCAAGAUGGAAAGAGGCUUGUGCGAGUCGGGACUGCCAUGGUGUGCGAUCAUUGUCAAACUAUCUCACGGCGCAGCAAGAGCUCCAGACCUAG
This is a messenger RNA of Aspergillus tanneri, 303 nucleotides long. RefSeq lists its product as uncharacterized. The record is from RefSeq and is a predicted model, not a curated record. NCBI's taxonomy places the organism in Eukaryota, Fungi, Ascomycota, Eurotiomycetes, Eurotiales, Aspergillaceae. Bases 1 to 303 code for a protein of 100 amino acids. The transcript has 2 exons.